AUGAAUAUUGGCCUACAAAUGGGAGAAGAGCUGUGCGCAACAGGGGAGGUGCAGCUACAUUGUUUCACGGACGCCUCCGAAUCAGCCUAUGGAGCCUGCAUCUACGCUCGGACGGAGAAGGCCAACGGGGAGGUGAAGGUGGUACUACUAGCGGCGAAAUCCCGAGUAGCACCGCUUCAGAGACGCAGCAUCCCGAGACUAGAAUUAUGCGCUGCUCAGCUAGGCGCUCGCUUAUCGACGAGAGUUGUUGACACACUGGACCUGAAAUCUACACCCAUCUACUACUGGACCGAUUCGAUGGUGGUUAUUUAUUGGCUACGAGCACCAUCACAAACCUGGAAAACCUUUGUGGCUAACCGAGUGGCAGACAUUCACAUCCUAACGAAGAACGCAUCAUGGCAGCAUGUACCCGGAGUAAACAACCCAGCCGACGUCGUCUCCAGAGGCUUAACUGUGCACCAGCUUCUGAACUGCAAACUAUGGACCGAUGGACCCGAUUGGUUGGGAAGGGGAGACGAAAAUUGGCCGAAGUUGGAGAUCCCGAGAACCACUAAUAUUGAUGGAGACACUGAGCGCAAAACCACCACCUUGCUAAUCCAAAAUCCACCACCACCUCACCCUUUGUUUACUCGAUCAUUCUCGUACAAUCGUUUGCUCCGUACGACUGCUUAUUGUUUGCGAGUUUCUCGGAAGGCGAGAAAAGAACUCAUAGAAUCCACUUUAAUCCUCACUCCCACUGAACUCGAAUCUGCCAGAGACUGCCUGGUAAAAUUAGUUCAAACAGAAUGUUACCACACCGAAUUGAGCUUUUUACGAAAAGGGAAACCGGUACCCAAAAAAUCCGCACUGCGUUUGUUAAAUCCUUUUGUUGAUGCUUCGGGAAUAAUCCGAGUCGGUGGCCGGCUCAAAUUAUCCUUGGAAACCUUUAGCACCAAACACCAAAUCCUGCUCCCCGGAUUUCACCGUUUCACCCGAAUGCUUUUGUUGUUAUUUCACAACAAAUUGGUUCACGGGGGAAUAGCGCUUACGCUUGGUGUAGUGCGCAAUGAAUAUUGGCCUACAAAUGGGAGAAGAGCUGUGCGCAGCGUAAUUCGAACCUGUUUUCGUUGUACUCGAGCAAACCCUAAGCCUCUCAAGCAACCAAUUGGCCAAAUACCCCUUGCCCGAGUUACCCCAAGUCGUCCCUUCGCAUCAACUCGCAUUGACUAUUGUGGCCCGGUGUUUGUUAAGUCCCCGAACCGUAAAUCUGCUCCCACCAAAGCCUAUAUUGCCCUAUUUGUCUGCUUUAGCACAAAAGCAGUUCACAUUGAGCUUGUGGGGGACCUAUCCACAGCCUCAUUUCUCUCUGCUCUACAACGUUUCGUGGCCAGACGUGGCAAACCUCAAUACAUCUACUCCGACAAUGCCACAAAUUUUGUUGGAGCUCGAAACGAGCUACACGCUCUCUACGAAAUGUUCUCAAGCCCCAAGGAAACCGAUCGUAUCGCUACCGCUCUCACAACCGAGGGCAUACAACCGACGGAAAGAUUACCAAGAAUCGAAUUCUUUCCAGGGGAGGUGCAGCUACAUUGUUUCACGGACGCCUCCGAAUCAGCCUAUGGAGCCUGCAUCUACGCUCGGACGGAGAAGGCCAACGGGGAGGUGAAGGUGGUACUACUAGCGGCGAAAUCCCGAGUAGCACCGCUUCAGAGACGCAGCAUCCCGAGACUAGAAUUAUGCGCUGCUCAGCUAGGCGCUCGCUUAUCGACGAGAGUUGUUGACACACUGGACCUGAAAUCUACACCCAUCUACUACUGGACCGAUUCGAUGGUGGUUAUUUAUUGGCUACGAGCACCAUCACAAACCUGGAAAACCUUUGUGGCUAACCGAGUGGCAGACAUUCACAUCCUAACGAAGAACGCAUCAUAG
This is a messenger RNA of Uranotaenia lowii, 1908 nucleotides long. RefSeq lists its product as uncharacterized. Gene Ontology annotation, molecular function: nucleic acid binding. Bases 1 to 1908 code for a protein of 635 amino acids. The transcript has 3 exons. Gene Ontology annotation, biological process: DNA integration. The record is from RefSeq and is a predicted model, not a curated record. NCBI's taxonomy places the organism in Eukaryota, Metazoa, Arthropoda, Insecta, Diptera, Culicidae.